AUGCAUCAUGGAUCCAUGACAAGUAAGAUGCCCGCAGAUGACAAGUCCGAUCGACUAUCCCUAUGGGAAUGGAUCUGCAGUCAGAUUCAUCUGAGACCACCUGAAGAUGAUGAGCCCCAGUCAUGGUGGGUCGCAUCAACGGCCAUCCCGUUGAUUGCUGCUACAACGGGACCACUCGCCAAUGUGAUGUCAAUUGCUGCACUGAUUAUGCCGUGGCGAAGCGAGAUCCUCUCGCAUGAUGAUGGUCCCGCUGGAAACCACCUUCAAAAAGGAUAUCCAGACCCUCGCUGGGACACUGUCCUAAAUGCCGUUUCGCUAUUCUGCGGUAUCGUGGGCAACAUGUUUUUACUGUUCAAUUUCACCCAGAUCGUACGGUAUAUCAUAGCUUUGCCCGUCACGAUCAUUAUGUGGUUCCUGGCCUCCGGAAUCCUCUGUGGAAUUACCAUAGCCACAGCCGUUUAUGCACCCCCAGUCGGCAUUGAUAGGACCUACUCGCAGGCUUUUUGGAGUGCCGUCAUUGCAGCAAUCCUCUACUUUAUCUUGAGCCUCAUCUUGAUGAUUAACAUGCUGGGCUAUUUUCUUGGUAAAUACCCGCAACACUUCGCGCUGACUUACGAGCAACGAACCCUGAUUCUACAAAUGACCGCAUUGGUGGUCUGGCUAUUGAUCGGCGCAGCUAUUUUUCAGCGAGUGCUCGGGAUCUCUUUCGCCGAUGCAUUGUACUUCUCCGAUGUAACCGUCCUCACCUUAGGGUAUGGCGACAUCAUUGCCACCAAUAACGUCGGUCGAGGUAUUCUCUGGCCAUAUGCAGUCAUUGGAAUUAUAAUUCUGGGACUGGUUGUGGAAAGCAUCUUCAAAUUUGCCCGCGAGGUCCACUACGACAAUGUCAUUCGGAAACACAUCGAACAUAAACGAGAAUCCACUUUCGAGCGAUCAGUCGGUUUUCACAAGUUCAAAUAUCCCCAAGAGAAACGCCGACUUGACCAAGUCAUCACCCCUCCGACUCUCGUUCUUCAAAAAUCCAAGUCUCGUCACCGACAUCGUCAUUCUCGACCAAUUCGCGACACCAUCAAUGCCAUUACCACGGCUCGUAGACCUAAGGUCAUUGUCAUGCGCGAGGAAAAAGACCGGUUCAACGCUAUGCGCCGUAUCCAGUCUGACACCCUGCGCUUCCGCCGCUGGACCAACCUGAUCAUUAGCGUCGUUGCAUUCGGAAUCGUGUGGUCCUGCGGAGCGGUGGUAUUCUGGAAAUUAGAAGGCUGGACCUAUUUCGAAUCACUCUACUUUUGCUUCAUCUCCCUUCUAACCAUCGGCUACGGCGAUUUCACACCGCAGUCGAAUGCAGGAAGACCAUUCUUCGUGGUAUGGUCCCUAAUCGCCAUUCCAACCAUGACAAUGCUCAUUUCCGAAAUGAGCGACACCGUCGUCGCUAGCUUCAAGCGCGCCACCGAUAUAGUCGCCGACUAUGUCGUCCUUCCUCAAUCAAGUGUCUACAAAAUAUUCUUGGGUCGCAUUCCCGGCGUUGGUCAGUGCAUAAGAUCUCACCAAGAGAAAAAGCGACGACAGCGCGGUUUCCCACUCGAGGGCGCCGAUGAAUCCGGUUCUGGGAAAAGGGCAGGGCCCCGGAACGACGGUGAACCUGAUACUCAAAGUGAUGACUUCGCCGAGUCUCAUCCGCUUCGGUCUAUAGAGGAACUUGCCCGCGAUCCGACCCCACUUGAGCUUGCUAAGCAACUUGCCUUUGCUAUUCGCCGCGUCACGAAACAGGCACGAGAAGGCAAGCGGAAACGAUACUCUUACGAAGAAUGGGUUGAGUUCACCCGGCUCAUUCAGUUCACUAAUCCGCGAUCUUGGCCACUGUCAUCGCAGCAUGCCCAGCCGCUAAUUGAAGAAGACGAAUAUGGACUGAUCAACUGGGACUGGAUCGGUGAAAAUAGUCCCUUGUUGGCGAAACAGACAGAGCCUCAGUGGGUUCUGGAUCGGUUGUGUGAAAGUUUGAUUCGGUACGUGUCGACUCAAGAGGAGAGUCGGGCGUUGGGAGGUGAUGCUGAUAUGACUGAGGAGGCAACUCUUCGGAAGGAGAGGGAUAUUGGGUUGGAUGAAUGA
Penicillium coprophilum is the source of this 2106-nucleotide messenger RNA. RefSeq names its product Ion transport 2. Gene Ontology annotation, cellular component: membrane. The record is from RefSeq and is a predicted model, not a curated record. Lineage: Eukaryota; Fungi; Ascomycota; Eurotiomycetes; Eurotiales; Aspergillaceae. Gene Ontology annotation, biological process: potassium ion transmembrane transport; stabilization of membrane potential. Gene Ontology annotation, molecular function: potassium ion leak channel activity. The coding region runs from base 1 to 2106 and encodes 701 amino acids. The transcript is spliced from 3 exons.